Molecule: messenger RNA, 2070 nt
Organism: Rotaria sp. Silwood1
Lineage: Eukaryota; Metazoa; Rotifera; Eurotatoria; Philodinida; Philodinidae
Source: the annotation of a GenBank genome assembly
AUGGCAAUAACAAUAACAAUAACAAUAACAAUAACAAUAACAAUAACAAUAACAAAAUAUGUUAUUUUGAAAUUUCUCAAAAUAUUUACCGCAAAUUCUUAUAUCAAAUGCGUUAAAUCGGUAUUAAAUAUAGUGUCAAUGGAAGAAAGUGAUCGAAAGACAAAGCAACAACAAUUAAUCGCAUUUAUCGAUUCUCAAUCGCUGGAAGAUUUUCGUAAUCUGUAUCGUGAAUCAUUAGGUAUUCUAAAAGAUUACGAUCAUGUUGAACUGCUUUUACGCGCCUCUCGCUACGGUCCAUUAUCAUUUGUUCAAAACAUAUUAAAUGAUGGUUCUGCAGCGGUCAAUGUAAACUGCCGUCAUCUGUCGUCUGAAGUUUCACCUCUUGUAGUCGCCAUUCGUGCUCAAAAGCAUGAUAUUGUUAAUUAUUUAAUUCAAGAAGCUAAGGCCGAUGUAAAUUGGAGCUGUGAGAAGAAAACAACAACAUGUCUUCAUGAGGCUAUACGUCAACGUGAUCUAUUUACAACAAAACUUCUGCUACAAUAUGGAGCCAUUGUUGAUAAACGUCACUUAUACAUUGCUAUAAUCGAAUGUCUCAGUCCAAAAAAUACAGAAACAUCUCCUCUAGCAUUGUUCGAUAUGCUUGUUGAUUACCAGCCUGAUUUACUUGACGACAGUAGUCAAAAAGCAGCAGUUGAAUUUGUCAUGCGUCGAACUCAUUGGUCAUUACAUUUUCCAUAUUAUCAUGUUGCUUCUCUGCUAGAACGACUAGUAUCGAAUGAGAACUAUAAAUUAAUUACACAUCUACCGAUCUCAUCAACAAUUGAACCAACGAUAACAACAUCUUCAAACAUUCAUCGAACACAGGUGGCUAUAAUCGGCGCUGGACCCGCUGGUUUGAUGCUAGGUGCGCUUUUAUCUCAAUCAGGUAUCGAUUCAAUCGUGCUUGAGCGUCAUUCUCGCUCAUAUGUUGAAUCAAAUAUUCGAGCUGGAUUGUUGGAACAAGCAACUGUAGAUAUUCUCGACGAAGUAGGAGCUGGUGAGAGAAUAUUACAGAAAGGUUUUAUUCAGCGCAAUAUUUAUAUGCAAUUCGACGGUGAACGCAUGAUCCUUCCUCUGAGCGAACUUACACAUGGCAAAGUAGUAACCACUUAUGGACAGCAGUUUGUCUUACAAGAUCUUAUAGAGCAACGAAUUAAAAGUGGUCGACGAGUUUGGUUUGAUAUUGAAUCUGUAGAAAUAAAACGACACGACAUUGCAGACGAUGGCUCUGGACCAUUGAUUUGCUUUACUCGAUGUGGAGAUUCUAACGAAGAAAUUAUACUAUGUGAUUUCAUUGCAGGAUGUGAUGGUGUAUUAAGUACAUGUUGCCGUCAUUCUGUUCCUCCUGGUAUUCUUCAUACUAUAGAACGGGUCUAUCCAUUUGCUUGGCUUAGUCUUCUUGCUCAAGUUCCACCAAGUACCAAAGAACUUAUUUAUAGUGCUAAUACUACAUAUGGGUUUGCUUUGCACAGCAUCCGUCCACCUGCAAGUACACGUUUUCAUUUACAAGUUUCUCUUAAUGACACUUUAGCUGAUUGGCCUGAUGAACGGAUCUGGAAUGAAUUAAAAUUGCGUCUGACACCUAACAACCUUUCAUGGACACUGAACAAAGGACCAAUCGUUGAACGAGCCUUGUUUCCAAUACGUGCUUCUGUCACAACACCAAUGCAAUAUAAACGUCUUUUCUUUGCUGGUGAUGCUGUUCACAUUCUACCACCAACAGGCGCUAAAGGUCUGAAUACAGCUGUAAAAGAUGUUCAAAUAUUGGCGCGUGCAUUCGAGGAUCAUUAUAAUAAUGACCGAUUGGAUAAACUUAAUAAUUAUACAAAUAAUUGUUUACCACAUAUAUGGCAAGCACAAGAAUUAGGAAUCUACCUGACGUCUCUACUACACAAAAUGGAUAUUUCGAACAACUGUGGUUGUAAUGAUGGUGACUCAAUGGAGUUUAAUAAACAACUUCAAAGAGUACAGCAGCAAUCUUUGCAAAAUUCGAAGGCAUUACAACAGCACUUGGCUGAAACGUAUGUGUAA